GACUGGCUUCCCCUUUCCAGUGCACCGCUCUCAACACACUUGUUUGCACACUUUCCGUGGUCAGCUUGGGACGUCGCCGUCGUCGCGGUCUUCCCCGUGCUCGCCGUGGCUACCCGUGGCUCGAACUGACAAUUGGAGAACGAUAAACGCGCCGCGUAUCAGUUAUUUUUACCACCGGGUCGGGUGUAAGCGUACGUGCUUGGAUCGUGACGGGGCCGAGCGAAGAUUGGAAGCAUAAAAAGGUGUCCCCCCUUUUGGGUUGCACAGUGUCGGACGCGCGUCAGUCUACGGCUAGAGCGAAUCGAAUCCACAUCAUCAUUCACCGACAUCGUCCACCGUGUCACGGAACUCGGAGUGUGUGUGUGUGUGUGUGCGUGCGUUUGUGAAAGAAAAGCUUUGUGUGAAAGUGUGUUGUCCAUUGUACGCAGUCUCGUCCACGCGAGAGGAGGCCGCACGGAAUCAACAAUCUCCCCUUGCCCCUUUUGUCCACACAGCAACGCACACAGCUUGCUCAGAAAAGUGUCAGCUAGUGCAAGCUCCGAGUGACGUAGUGUCCCCCGCGCCAGCCAGCAAAAUGUCCGGGAAAAGUGUAAUGAACAAGUUCGUGCUGCGGAACAUCGCCCAGCGGCUGGUGCACUGCAUGUACGUGUGCGUCUUCUACCUGAUACUGGUGUGCAUGCUCGAUACAGCCGGCAUAGGGGCGGACAAGAUGCCGCAGGAGGACAUCUCCGUCGUGACCGAGGUGGAUGGGCUCUCCCCGGACGGCAGCAGCAGUGCGCCGACCGAGGGCAAGGGACUGCUCUCGUCCGAUAUCGGGUUCGUGCACGCGUUCGCCGCCUCCUUCAUGGUGAUAAUCGUGUCCGAGCUGGGCGACAAAACGUUCUUCAUUGCGGCGAUCAUGGCGAUGCGGCACCCGCGGCUGACCGUGUUUGCCGGCGCCAUUGCCGCGCUCGCCCUCAUGACCGUGCUGUCGGUGCUGUUCGGCAUCGCGGCCACGAUCAUACCGCGCGUCUACACGUUCUACAUCUCGACCGCGCUGUUCGCCCUGUUCGGGCUGAAGAUGCUGUACGACGGGUACCACAUGUCGGCGACCGGUGCGGCCGAGGAGCUGGAGGAGGUGCAGUCCGAUCUGCGAAAGCGCGAAGACGAGCUCGCCCGUUCCAUGAGCGGCAGCCGCAAGGAAACGGUCGAACUCGUCCCGCUCAGCGACGGGGAGGAAGGGCAGCCGCGAUCGAAGGCGUCCGACAUCUUGCCCCGCCGGCAGCACGGCCCCAGCAACCAUGGCUCCAUCCACUCGCUGGUCGAACCGCAGGCGGGCGGCCACCACACGACCAUGUCUUCCGGCGGGACGCUGCGGCUGUCCGCGUCCGCCACCCAGCUGACCGGUGCCGGGCCGGGCGCUGGCAGCAAACCGGGAAUCUCAACUGCCGAUGGUGGCGCGAAGCUGACCGAGUGUGACGGCGUUGCCCAACAGGGCGGCGAAGGAGAGGGCCCAGGCAAGACCGUGCUACUGCUGGACGGUGGCGGAGAGCGGGGCGAACAGAGGCAGCGGCUGCGGGCGGUGGCGGAUUCGCAGGCGGCGGGCAGCAGCUCCACGUCGCUGACAGUGGCUACUGCGACCGCCAACGGGUCCGCAGCGAAAAUGCUGGAACGGGAGGCGAACGCGGGCGGCAGUCUGAUGUCCCAGGAUGCGGAAUCGGGCGCCUCCACCAGCGGCCGGCGGGGGACGGGCCGGGGCCGCAACAGCAACAACAGUGCGCUGAAGCUGCUGCUGCGCAUCUUCAUGCAGGCGUUCACGAUGACGUUCGUCGCCGAGUGGGGCGACCGGUCCCAGCUGACCACCGUCAUACUGAGCGCGCGCGAAAACGUGUACGGUGUGAUCGCGGGCGGCAUCAUCGGACACUCGAUCUGCACCGGACUGGCUGUGAUUGGCGGGCGCAUGAUCGCCCAGCGAAUUUCCGUCCGUACUGUGACCCUCAUUGGUGGUGUUGUGUUCCUGCUGUUCGCUCUCAGUGCGCUCAUCUUCGGCCCGGGUGAGGAAGAACCCGUCAAGGUGCCUAUUACUUAAGGGAGGCGCCCCCGGGUGUCAACUGAAGCUCGCUUACGCAUCUGUUGUGUGUGUCGUCGUUGUGUGCCUGUUCGUUGUCCCGCUCUUGGUCUGGACUGAUGCCAUUGGCCGUGUUGUGGGACACCACCAUCCCCGCUUCUUCCUCUAUCUUCACCCAACUCAACUCAUCAUCAUCAUCCUGCUCCUUCCUUGUUUGGUUCGCUUUUGUUUGCUGCCGCCACCGUACCAGGAAACGGAUUUACACGGAGACAAACGAUACAAAAAUGAAAGCGAAAAUGUAUUUUUAAAACGUA
This is a messenger RNA of Anopheles merus, 2361 nucleotides long. RefSeq names its product transmembrane protein 165. The record is from RefSeq and is a predicted model, not a curated record. The coding region runs from base 575 to 2068 and encodes 497 amino acids. Gene Ontology annotation, molecular function: manganese ion transmembrane transporter activity; calcium ion transmembrane transporter activity. Gene Ontology annotation, cellular component: Golgi apparatus. The transcript is spliced from 6 exons. Lineage: Eukaryota; Metazoa; Arthropoda; Insecta; Diptera; Culicidae. Gene Ontology annotation, biological process: calcium ion transmembrane transport; manganese ion transmembrane transport; Golgi calcium ion homeostasis.